Messenger RNA from Radiomyces spectabilis, 1906 nucleotides. RefSeq names its product kinase-like domain-containing protein. The transcript is spliced from 5 exons. The coding region runs from base 344 to 1705 and encodes 453 amino acids. The record is from RefSeq and is a predicted model, not a curated record. Gene Ontology annotation, biological process: peptidyl-serine phosphorylation. Gene Ontology annotation, molecular function: cAMP-dependent protein kinase activity; ATP binding. Lineage: Eukaryota; Fungi; Mucoromycota; Mucoromycetes; Mucorales; Radiomycetaceae. Gene Ontology annotation, cellular component: nucleus; cAMP-dependent protein kinase complex.
GAGAAUGAGUGUGGAUAGUCCAGGUAACAAGCGGGAAUUGCUUUGGACAGAGGGCGAGAGAGAACAUAAAUUACAGAAGACCUCCGCCGGCGCAGUGCCUUCGAAUACAAGUGGUUAUUAUCGGGUUUUUUGCAACAUCGAUGAGGGAGAGAUGGAUAGAGGCAGUACAUUCGCUUUUUUUGACGGAUGUUGGGCGUGUCCUUUUUUUUUUUUGGGUGUUGGCGGUUUUUUGCUUCUCUUUGCCGGAUAGACUGACCAGGAUGUUGCAUUUGUAGAAUAUGCACAAGCUGUAGCCAACCAAGAAGAUCGAUCCCAACAACAACAAGUUGCCAAGGAGCCAUCAAUGCAUCAUGCGAGUCAAAUAUCUUACCACGGUGCCCCGAUACUGAAUAAUACUUCACAAGCACAGCCAUCGUCACUGCCACAGCAUCAUCAAUUUUACGUCCCCAAAAAUGGACAUACUGCAGCCGAAACUUAUUCCCAUUCUCAGUCAAUGGGCCAUUCCCAAAAUAAUGCCAAUUUUUCCACGAUGAACCACCACCAGCAGCAGCAACAACCAUCGGUGAAAGCAGCAGAACAACCGAUCCAAGGCCAUCAACUAUCCAUGCAACCACCAAUGCCUCGCGCCACCCCCAUGUUACAAUCACCCCCGCCGCCCCGUCGCCCCGAAGAUCGUCAAACCCGUUCGGCACCGCGACCGCAUCCCAGAGUGGAUGAGCAAACCGUUAUGCAAAUGCGUGCCAACCGACCUAAGUUGAAACUAGCGGAUUUUAAGCUUCUCCGAACCCUGGGUACUGGUUCUUUUGGUCGAGUACAUCUUAUCCAAUCACGCGUGAAUGCCCGAUUCUAUGCCAUGAAAGUCCUCAAAAAGAGCCAGGUCGUUAAAAUGAAACAGGUUGAACACACCAACAAUGAAAAACAUAUUCUCGAGUCCACCUCGCAUCCUUUCAUUGUGAAUAUGUGGGGCACCUUCCAAGAUGACAUCAACUUGUACAUGAUCAUGGACUACGCUCCUGGUGGUGAAUUAUUCAGUAUCCUUCGUAAAAUGCAACGAUUUCCAGAUCAGAUGGCGAAAUUUUAUGCCGCAGAGGUUCUUUUGGCGAUCGAAUACUUGCAUUCCAAAGACACCAUUUAUCGUGACUUGAAACCGGAAAACUUACUGCUCGACGCUUUUGGCCAUAUCAAAAUUACCGAUUUCGGAUUCGCCAAAUAUGUGCCUGACAUUACAUGGACACUGUGUGGUACACCCGAUUACUUAGCACCUGAAAUCAUUCAAUCUAAAGGUUACGGAAAAGCAGUCGAUUGGUGGAGCUUUGGUGUUCUCAUCUUUGAAAUGCUGGCAGGAUAUCCACCUUUCUAUGACGACGAUCAUGUCAAAUUGUACGAAAAGAUUUUGGCUGGGAAGAUUCGAUGGCCACAGUACUUUGAUCCCAAUGCCAAGGAUCUUUUGAAACGGUUAUUAACGCCCGAUUUAUCAAAACGAUUCGGUAACUUGAAAGGCGGAAGUGAAGAUAUCAAGCGACAUCGCUGGUUUGAAGGAGUGGAUUUCAACUACAUCCUUUCUCGUCAGCAACGAGCACCCCAUAUUCCUCAGUUGGAAGGCCUGGGCGACGCAAGACAUUUUGAAUUAUACCAAGAAACGCAAGAGCAGUACGGUGUUACUGGUUUAAGCGACCCAUACCGUCAUCUGUUUAUUGACUUUUAAAAGAGAAAAAGAAACAACAAAAACUUUGGGAGAUGUUAUUUUUAUUUUUAUUGUGAUUAUUUUUUGUUCUCAUUAUGUUAUCUUUUUUUCGCCUUUUUCUUCGCAUUUGCCUUUUUUGGAAUUACUGACUUUUGGACCGUGUGGCUUUUUCCAAGCUGCCACUCAAUUUCCCAACUUGUAACUUGAAUAUUCACUGUGACA